Molecule: messenger RNA, 336 nt
Organism: Phyllotreta striolata
Lineage: Eukaryota; Metazoa; Arthropoda; Insecta; Coleoptera; Chrysomelidae
Source: the annotation of a GenBank genome assembly
AUGUUGAACUUAUCCAUUAUACUUGUAAACAAAAAUAUGAAGAAAAUCGUAUUUACGCUGUUAAUUUCGUGCAUUUUCGUGAAUGUGACAUCAUUUUUCGUUUGCACUCCGAACUACUGUACUGGUGUACAAUGCGAAGAAGCUAAUUGCAAUUCCACGCAAAUUUUGGUUCCAAAAGGAAGCUUCUGCGGAUGCUGUCCUGAAUGCUACAGGAAAUUAAAUAAAGGAGAUACUUGCAACUCGCCGUUUAUCGGCGUACCGUUCCGAGGAAUAUGCGCCGAUGGUUUAAUUUGCGGCCCAAAUAACAAGUGUAUUGAAAAGAAAAUCUAAAAUUAA